Messenger RNA from Nasonia vitripennis (jewel wasp), 1277 nucleotides. RefSeq names its product eukaryotic translation initiation factor 2B, subunit 2 beta, 39kDa (gene eIF2Bbeta). The transcript has 6 exons. Gene Ontology annotation, cellular component: eukaryotic translation initiation factor 2B complex. Gene Ontology annotation, biological process: translational initiation. Lineage: Eukaryota; Metazoa; Arthropoda; Insecta; Hymenoptera; Pteromalidae. Gene Ontology annotation, molecular function: translation initiation factor activity; guanyl-nucleotide exchange factor activity. The coding region runs from base 141 to 1199 and encodes 352 amino acids. The record is from RefSeq and is a predicted model, not a curated record.
CAUAACUAACCUAACCUGAAACGCGAGUGUCAUCAGCCAUCAGUUCCGAAGUCUUUCUCUCUGUUUCCGAACAGAUUGAAACAAAUUUUAUAUACAAUACUCGGAACCAGGAAGAAUAUCCGGAACUUGAUGCGGUAAAGAUGAUCUUGUCCGAGGAUAAGGUUCACGAGAGCGUUGUGAAACUCGCUAGGAGCAUAAAUUAUGGCGAUAUCAAAGGCACCUACGAGAUAGUGAUAGCGACGAUCGCGGUUUUGAAAGAAAUCGUAACAAACACGGAAUGGACCACAGCUAAAAAAUUGAUGGAUUCGAUAGUGAUGAAUGGGAAGCAUCUCAUUGAAUCUGCACCUAUAGAGGCAUGCAUAGGAAAUAUGAUACGCCGAGUAUUGCAAAUUAUAAGGGAAGAGUUUUCAUUGGAGUUGAAGAACAAGACAGAUGAGACGGAUCCCCAGGAGUCGUUGCACAAAAUUCUCACUUCUGAGGGAGACAAAGACAUUGAUUUUAACAGAACCGUGCCUUCUCUCAAGUCUGCGCUGAUAGAACAUAUCAGUGAGUUUGAAGCUGAGCUUGAAACUUGUGGAGGAAAUAUCACACAACAGGCUUCAGAGCAUAUACACUCAAAUGAAAUAGUCAUGACCAUAGGUAGAUCAAGACUGGUUGAGCAGUUCUUCAAGAAGGCAGCGGAAACUCGGGCUUUCGAAGUGAUUGUAGCUGAAGGAGCUCCAUUCUUAGAUGGCCACGAAAUGGCAGCAAAUCUGGCAAAAGCCCAUAUCAAAACAACCCUGAUCUCUGAUGCCGCGAUAUUCGCGAUGAUGUCCAGAGUGAACAAGGUCAUCAUAGGCACUCACACAGUCAUGGCCAAUGGUGGUCUCCGGGCAAUCACAGGUUCGCAUACUGUAGCACAAGCUGCAAAGCACUACUCGGUACCUGUGAUGGUGCUUUUGCCCAUGUACAAACUGUCGCCGCUGUACCUGUGCUCGUACGAGCAACACGCCUUCAACAAGCACGUCUCACCCUUCCAAGGUGUCAUCAGUGGAAGCAACACCGCGAUUAUGGAAAAGAGUCAGUCACACAACCCAGUUUUCGACUAUGUGCCGCCCGAUCUCGUAACCCUCUUCAUCUCGAACACUGGAGGAAACGCACCGUCGUACAUUUACAGAUUGAUAAGCGAGCAUUACCAUCCGGACGACUACGAUUUGUAAAUACGCGUGACGUAAAACUUGUCUAUUGGAGAUCCUCAGCUGCUUAUUCUAAUAAAAACAUUAUUUUAUAUAUUAUAA